Messenger RNA from Macrobrachium nipponense, 5521 nucleotides. RefSeq names its product vacuolar protein sorting-associated protein 8 homolog (gene Vps8). Gene Ontology annotation, cellular component: late endosome; HOPS complex. Lineage: Eukaryota; Metazoa; Arthropoda; Malacostraca; Decapoda; Palaemonidae. The coding region runs from base 50 to 4270 and encodes 1406 amino acids. The record is from RefSeq and is a predicted model, not a curated record. Gene Ontology annotation, biological process: endosomal vesicle fusion; protein targeting to vacuole. The transcript has 24 exons. Gene Ontology annotation, molecular function: protein binding.
AAGUACACGACUUUAAUCUCGGGAGUGAAAUCGGACACAGCUUGGAAAUAUGGCGAAUGAAGGGGAGGGACAACUGUCAAAUGACAAUGUAAUUAAGAAUGAAUGCGACCUCGUCGAACAACUAGAUCUUCAGCUCGAGGAGCUUGAUGAUGAAGAGUUCCAGUUGCCUCCAGUUGAUGAGCUACCAACAUUAGAAAGCAUCCUGAAUGAAAAUGACCCUGGAUCCAUAUCUGAUGAAGAUACCAAUGCCCCGCAACCUUCUCAGCUGAAGGCAUCGUUCUCACAGGAUGGGGGAGAUACGCUUUCUCUCCACUCCCGCGGAAGUUCCGAUUCCAAAAGCCGUAACUCGUCGGACAAGCACAGUUCGGGAAGCAGAACCAGAAAGGAACCCCAGAGCAAAACCCAUGGAUCCAUUUUACGUCACGUGAUACUGAAGGGGGUUGCAGCUCAACUGGUGUCAGCCUAUGAUCGUGUUGGCGCUGGAUUGCCAACUACCAUGGCUGUUGGUAAUGUGAUUUGUAUAGGUACUAGCCAUGGUCUGAUCCUAGUCUUUGAGCCAACGCAAGCUCUCAAGUAUUGCUUAGGGUCUACACAGCUUGGGGAACAGUAUGGGUCCGUGUCCGCACUGGCCCUUAAUAAUGACUGCACUCGACUUUUAGCUGGAUUUGCCAAAGGUCAGAUAUGUUUGUUUGACCUGACUUCCAGUAAACUUCUGCAGACAAUCUCCGAUGCACAUACUCCAUUUACUGCAGUUCUGCAUUUGAAGUGGACAGAUUAUCCAGGUAUGGCUGUGAUCAGCGACAGUGGAGGAUCAGUUUUUGAGCUGUCAAUCAAGAGGACGAUGGGUCUGAAUUCGAAUGAGAGCCGAUGUAUAUUCAGCGGGAGUCGAGGGGAGGUCUGCACUGUGGAACCCUUGCUGAUGUCCCAGUUUCGUGCCAAUCCGGGCACUGAAACUGUUAUUCUUGCAAUGGCAACUAUUUCCAAGGUUAUUGUCGUUUCGCUACGGCCUCAAUUAAAGGUGUUGUUUUCGUACCCGUUGAAGGCUUCUGUUUCGACGUUACCCCUGCUUGCUUGGCAGUUUGUGGUCAUUCAAAUGCCAGAUGGAGUGAGGGUGGUUGACCCAGUAUUAGCGUUUGGCAGAGAGAAAAGUGUCUACUUCUAUCAACUGACUCACGGAAGUCAGGAGGAGCUACGGUUUUUGCCCCUCCAGAAGAUGGUGCUUUCGUACAUAAUCCAGGCAAUGGCGUGGCUUAACUCCAGGACACUGGCUGUGAUGGACACGCGAGAGCAACUGCACAUAGUUGACGUGAAGUCUCAAGAGGAGUUGGAGAUGGUCGACCUUGCGCAUCUGGGCUUGGUUUAUGCUUCCCCACACUUUAAAGCCAUAGCUACUGGGAGCAAUGUUAGUAAGGCAAUGGCCCUUUCUGGUGAAAGGGCUUGUUAUCAUUCCAUGGUGAGCUUUGGAUCUCAGGUUCUUCUCCUUGGUACUAAGUCAUUUCAGGUUGUCACUGUGCGGUCAUGGAUAGACCGUUUGGACCAUCUUGUACGAAGUGGACACAUGAGAGAGGCACUCCAGUUGUCCUUAGAUAUAUAUCAAGAUAAAGCACAAGCGGUUGUUGGACUGAAACAAAAGAAGGAAAAACGACAGCAGUUAGUACAAGAAAAGAUCUGCGAGUUACUCAACCAGUACCUUGAUCAUGGGAUGGAGAAUCUCCCCGACAGAAGCAACCUUGUGUCAAUUACUCAGUAUUACUCUUUGAUGGUCCCACUGUGCGUUAAAGUUGCUGUUGGAUCGAACCUCACUGACCUGCUCUUUGGUCGCAUCUGGGAUACAUUCUCAGAGGAUGCCAUCUCCAAAGGUAUUUUUCUAGAGGCUUUGGAACCCUACAUUCUGAGUGAUCAGUUGGCAGACAUAUCUCCAGUGAUUUCACAGUGUCUGUUGUCACAUCAAGAGACCAGUGGCAGGCUAGAGGCAGCUGAAGCAUGCAUAGUUCACUUGGAAGUCACCUCUCUUGAUCUGCAUCAGGCGUUGAAGCUGUGCUGGACUCAUGGGUUGUAUGAUGCCAUUUUCUACAUCUACACACGAGGCAUAAAGGACUUCAUAACUCCUCUAGAAGAACUCAGCACCAUGUUGUGUAAUGCUAUGGACAGCGGAGUUGCGCUGACUGACAAUCUCGUUAAGUUAGGAAAUAAGAUUCUAGUGUAUAUUUCUUGUUGUCUGGCUGGACGAGCCUACCCGCGGGGUGAUAUCGAGGAGCCAAUCCUGCAGCAAGUUAAGCACGAAACUUUCAAGUGUUUGACUUCGUUGCACACGAAAAACUCUAAGCCUAAUGAAGAGUGUUACCCAUUUUUAAGGACGUUACUGCGGUUUGAUACUAGAGAAUUUUUGAAUGUGCUUUCGCUAGCUUUCGAAGAAGCAGAGUUCACUUCUGAACUGGGGAUGAUACAGAGGCAGCGUGUUGUGGAUAUUUUGUUGCAGGUCAUGGUGGAAGGCCAGGGUUUUGGUCCAGCUCAGUUGGGGUCCCUCUUCACCUUCAUAGCACGCCAGAUGUCCCGACAACAAGGAGCCAUAGCUAUCAACAGACAGCUCUUUGAUCAGGUGCUAUCCCAUCUCACAGCCCCGGAUGCUUCCAGUCAUCACGAAGAAAGAGAGACCGCUCUAUUAGAACUGCUUCAGGAAGGAGGCCUUGUUCAUUACGAUAGAGAUCAUCUUCUCGACAAGGCUUGGAAAGCAGAGUUUUACCGAGUGUGUGAAUAUGUAUAUGAGGUCCAGGGAAGACACGAGAAGAUCAUCGAAUGUUACAUCUAUGACAAGAUGAGGAAGCAGCAGGUCUUCACUUACAUACGGUCUGUUCUGACCUCACCGCAGUUUACAGACUUACAUGCUCAGAAGAUUCAACAACAGUUUCUCAACCAUAUCAAGUGUCUACUCGAUAUCGACAGCAGCAGGGUAGCCAGCCUUAUCUUAACCAUGCCUCAAUUGACGCCCUUUCUUGACGAUGUGAUGACCAAACUUCGAGGGGACAACAAGUACAUGUAUGGUGCUCUUCAUGCUUUAUUCACUUACAGGGCAACUCAUGCAUCCCCAGGUGGGAGAGGAGUGGAUUCCAAUGAAAACAUCUUGACUUCAGAGCUACAAGAGGAAUAUAUUGAUCUCAUGUGUGAAGUUAAUCCCACUCAAGUGUAUACGUAUCUCAAAGGUGCUGAGGGCUAUCGAUUGGAGGAGACUUUAGAGAUAUGCAGACGUCAUAACCAGCCAGAAUCCACUGCCUACCUUUUGGAGAAAGCUGGAGAUAUAAAGGGAGCUUUUGAAAUCUUGCUGUCUAUAUUAAGGUCUAAGGUUGAAGAUUUCUUAGCGGCUGUUGAGAAGGAUUCUUCAGGAUCAAGUUCAACUGUACCACUUGGUCAUGUACAAGCACAGGUUGUGAAGUUAGUUCGUGUCUGUCAGCUCGGGUCGAGUCAGCUGGAGGAAGCAAAUCGGCGUGAGUUGUGGUUUCCGCUUCUUGAUGUUUUGUUGUCUACACAGCCGAAAAUAGCGCACCAUCAGACCCUAGCCCAUGAAAUGCGAGGGAUGGUGGGGCAUGUUGUGAAUAGUAUGAUGACCCACAUAGCGCUGCCAGCAAUUCUGGAACGUGUGAUGCACGACCCAGGUUACUGCGGUGGAAACUUUGCUCAGAUUAAGCACUUGCUCAAAGGUAUGGUGGAGAGGUAUGUUUACGAAGAAACACUUUACUCAGGAGUUGUGAAUAUGAUUGCCGAGGACCAACUGAGAUAUCUGACAAUAAAACUCGGUCAGGCUGCCUCUCCCCUUGUCAUAUAUAGUACAACUUGUGCCAUAUGCCAUAGCAUGUAUCAUCCAGCAAGCAAAGCAGUUGCCCACUUCUGUGGUCAUAGCUAUCACUCUCAGUGUGGAGGUGAAGGAUCAUCUUGUGUGUUGUGCACUGGGAGCAGUCAAGAUGGGCAGACAGAAGAGGAGCAAGCAGCGGAGACCUCAGGCACUCAACAGGUUGGCUUAGAUGACACUCAACUGGAAGGUAUUCGUCGCGUAAACUCCAUUAGUUCUGGAGGUUCAAGACUCCAGUUUUUAGAAGAAUUAUCUGCUCCCAAAGGAGUAGGAAGAUCGGGUAGUGAAUCAAUAGGUGCUAGCAUCAAAUCCUUUGGGCAAGGGCCUUCAGGAUCUACUUCCAACAGCCAAGAUAUUUGGUGCUCUCAAGACUUUGCGCUGAAGCUUGCACCACCGACAAUUACUUUUGAAGGUUUUGAAGAGUGAAAGGGUAAGGAGUUGCCUUUAAUGAAACUUCGGAUCCAGCUUACGUAAAUCAUUUGCAGUACGUAAUAUGUAAAUCGUUUGCAGUACGUAACUGUUUUGUGGUCUGUGAUGAUUGCCAAUACAAAAUGUCAUGAUUAGAGGCAGUCAUCGGUUAUCGGUGGGGGUUCCAUUCCUGAGACGGUGCCCAUAAGCAAAAACCGCCAUUAACCGAAACAAGGCGAUUUAUGUUGCCAUAAUGGUGCUUAUGGUGCUAAUAAUCAGUCAUCGGUGCCAUAAGCACCAUUAUGAUGCCAUCAGCCUUAUGGCACUGAUAACCAGAACUCGGCGUAUUAUGGUGACAUAAAUUGCCGAUUUUAGGGGGGGGCUUGACGAGCGCCAUAAAACCAGAUCACUGAUAAACGAGGACUGCCUACAUCAUUAAUUGCAUUGAGGGGGACUUUGGUUAUUUAUCAACACCUUUGGGAAAUUCCUGGGAGAUGUGCUGCAUGCAGUUAUUUAAUGAGUGGUUGCGUUUGUCGAAUAUGUUGUGCAACGUUAGUCAAUUACAGACUCCUUUUGAAAAGUAGAUUUUUUUUUUAAUCAAGUCAAUAAAAACUAUUUACAGAUACUAUCUUGUGAUAAAGCAUUUGUUUUUAUUAUUGACAAGUCCUAAAUAUUUACUGACAUAAUCUUUUGGGAACAAUGGGAUGUUCCUAGAGGGUUCUAUAAUUUUUCUUUAAUUUUCUUGGAUCCUGACUACUAUAAUAGCUUUUAACUUCUGACUCCAUCGGAGCAGCAAGAAAGAAAAUGUUGCUUCUAAGGCUUAUUUGCUGUUAUAUAAAUUCACUAUCUUUGAAUAUUUAAAAUACUAAGCAAACGCUCUAUUCUGUGGUACUUUAAUUUUCUCUUCCAGUGAUAUGAUAUAUCUAAGAUUCAGAUUACUAAUCUAAGAAGUGUGAAUACAUUUCAGCUCUGGUCACAAACUCUCAUAAUAUAUAUAUAUAUAUAUGAUCACAAAACUACUAGUCAUUCCAUAUAAAACAAGAUACAUGAUAUCACACAAGUUAUAAUAUUCUAAUUUUGUAUUGUAAAAAUAUAUUUAAGAUCACUUUCAUAAUUGUAAAGACAUCUCUAUUUUGAUUAUAAAGCCAAAGAAUUUUUAAGACCUAGUAUUAAUCAUAGUUGUGUGCGCAUUGUAUAAAUUUGUAAACGUCUUUUGUUAUUGUUACUCUGUUGUACAGUCAUUAUUUCAAUUAAAACUGUUUUUAAUGA